CGUUUGCCUAGCAUGGACCAGGAUUCCAGACUCCCAGGAGGAAAGCUGGUCUUCAGCACAAGAAAUGGUUGGCAGAAAAAGACAAGGAGCCUCUCCUAGCAGUGUGGUGGGAAGCCUCCCCAAAUCCACAUUCCCAUGAACCAGCCAAGGGCCAACCUUAGAAGCAGGACUUUCUAAGGAUAAGGACGCUGAGGCCUGUUCAGUUGGUCAACAGCACAUUCCUUUGGCCCUUGGACAAGACCUCCUUAGAGCAACAUUAUCAUCAGUAGUUCCAGCUGGGUGAGACAGGACUCAGUGGUCUUUGAGGAUGUGGCCGUGGACUUCACCUUGGAGGAGUGGGCUUUGCUGGAUUCUGCUCAGAGGGAACUGUACAGAGAAGUGAUGCUGGAAAACUUGAAAAACCUGGCCUCAGUGGAUGAUGAGACUCAAUUUAAGGCCAGUGGGUCAAUUUCUCAGCAGGAUGUUUAUGGGAAUAAAAUAUCCAAGGAACAUAAAAUAGCAAAGUUCACCAGAAAUGAUUCCUGGGCCUCUGUUUUAGGGGAAAUUUGGGAAGAAUUUAGCACUGAAGAUCAGCACACAAAGCAGGGGAGACAUCUGAGAAAUCAUGUGGUGGAGAAACUCUCUGAAAGUAAUGAUCAGUGUGGGGAAGGCUCCAGUCAGAUUUCAAAUCGUAGUCUGUACCAGAAAACUCAUACUGGAGUAAAAGAGUAUGGAUGUAGUGCAUAUGGAAAGGUCUUUGUGCCUCAUUCCUCGCUCAAGAGUCACCUUGCCGCACACACUGGGUACAAACCGUAUCAGUGUCAGGAGUGUGGGCGGGCCUAUAGUUGUCGGUCACAACUGCGAAUGCAUGUGAGGACCCACAACGGAGAGAGAACCUAUGCGUGUAAACUAUGUGGAAAAACCUUUCCUCGUACUUCAUCCCUCAACCGGCAUAUAAGGAUCCAUACUGCCGAGAAGACUUACGAAUGUCAGCAGUGUGGGAAAGCCUUCAUUGAUUUUUCAAGUCUUACUAGUCAUGUGAGAACUCACACUGGAGAGAAGCCCUAUAAAUGUAAAGAAUGUGGGAAAGCCUUCAGUUAUUCCUCAACUUUUCGAAGACACAUGAUAACACACACUGGAGAGAAGCCCUAUAAGUGUCAGGAAUGUGGGGAAGCCUUCAGCUAUUCCUCAACGUUUCGAAGACACAUGAUCUCACACACUGGGGAGACACCACAUAAAUGUAAGGAAUGUGGAGAAGCCUUUAGUUAUUCCUCAGCUUUUCGAAGGCACAUGAUAACACACACUGGAGAGAAGCCCUAUGAAUGUAAACAGUGUGGGAAAACCUUCAUUUACUUGCAGUCCUUCCGGAGACAUGAAAGGAUUCACACUGGAGAGAAACCCUAUGAAUGCAAACAAUGUGGGAAAACCUUCAUUUACCCACAGUCCUUCCGAAGACAUGAGAGGACUCAUGGUGGAGAGAAACCCUACGAAUGUAGCCAGUGUGGGAAAACAUUCAGCCAUCCCUCAUCCUUUCGAGGACACAUGAGAGUGCACACUGGAGAGAAACCUUACGAAUGCAAUCAGUGUGGAAAAACUUUCAACUGGCCCAUAUCCUUGAGAAGACAUAUGAGGACACACAUGAGAGAGAAACCAUAUGAAUGCAAACAGUGUGGGAAAGCCUUCAAUUUGUCUGCUUGCUUUCGGGAACACGUGAGAAUGCAUCCUGGAGAGAAAUCGUAUCAAUGCAAGCUAUGUGGGAAAGCGUUCUAUUGCCACAUAUCCUUACAAAAACAUAUGAGAAGGCACACCGCAGAGAAACUCUACGAAUGCAAGCAAUGCGGCAAGGCUUUCAGUUGGCCUGAACUUUUACAACAGCAUGUGAGGACACACACUGCAGAGAAACCCUAUGAGUGUAAGGAAUGUGGGAAAGUCUUCAAGUGGCCAUCGUCUUUGCCGAUACAUAUGCGAGUGCACACUGGAGAGAAACCUUAUGACUGUAAGGAGUGUGGGAGGGCCUUCAGUUGUUCCUCGUCCUUAAGAAGACAUGUACGAAUACACACCACAGACAGACACUGCCUAGGGGAUGCGGGAAAUUCUCCUGCAAAGGAAUUCAUGCCUCAUGUGUCAGGAAAUCCACACCAGGAGAGAAAUCUUAUCAAAGCUGUAAAUAUGGUACUGCCUUUGUGAGUACCUCAUCAAAGUGGACCUUUGGGGUGUGUAUCUCCAGUUCUGUUACAGAUAGCUCUCCAAGUACUCUUUCAGCUGUCAUUCAAGUUUUGCAGGUGGUGUUUUUUCCCUACAUUUCCAUAAAUAAACCUGCUGUCUUUAUGGU
Callorhinus ursinus (northern fur seal) is the source of this 2311-nucleotide messenger RNA. The record is from RefSeq and is a predicted model, not a curated record. NCBI's taxonomy places the organism in Eukaryota, Metazoa, Chordata, Mammalia, Carnivora, Otariidae.